AUGUUAAGUGAUAUUGCGGCUCAGCCGCUUCCGCGCUCUUCGUCGGCUUUAAAAGAAAUAAACAGCAGCUCGCUAUGGCUUCAACCGCCGAGUCAUUUUCCUACCAGUAUUCUGCGGGUACCGCGUAAAGCUGUCAAAACGGCAAAGGAGAGCAGAUCUACAAUCCCGGAAACAGUUGAGAAUUUAAAGGAAUUGCAUGCACCCUGCGAAUUCGACCUUUUAAUAAAAACAUCGAUCGAUUUCUUCCCCUCCCUAUGCAAGGCGGUGCAUGAUCAUCGUUUUGUGGACGAGGCCUGGUAUCGUAUGUUCCGUACAUAUGAUACAGAAGCCUUUGUUUUUGAUCAGUUUUACGAGCGUUUGACCCGCUACGAGGUGGAUAGUUUAGUUUACGAGUAUGGUCCGAUAAGUUAG
Molecule: messenger RNA, 411 nt
Organism: Scaptodrosophila lebanonensis
Lineage: Eukaryota; Metazoa; Arthropoda; Insecta; Diptera; Drosophilidae
Exons: 1
Coding region: 1-411 (136 amino acids)
Source: RefSeq, a predicted model, not a curated record